Messenger RNA from Trichomycterus rosablanca, 5859 nucleotides. RefSeq names its product apoptotic chromatin condensation inducer 1b (gene acin1b). Gene Ontology annotation, molecular function: RNA binding. NCBI's taxonomy places the organism in Eukaryota, Metazoa, Chordata, Actinopteri, Siluriformes, Trichomycteridae. Gene Ontology annotation, biological process: RNA splicing. Gene Ontology annotation, cellular component: ASAP complex; precatalytic spliceosome. The record is from RefSeq and is a predicted model, not a curated record. The transcript is spliced from 17 exons. Bases 8 to 4930 code for a protein of 1640 amino acids.
AAGCAAAAUGGCGGAACUCGAAGAUGUUACGCUAGAUGGGAAACCGCUUCAUUCGCUUCGUGUGGCGGAUUUAAAAGCUGCACUGGAGCAGCGAGGGCUGGCGAAAAGUGGGCAGAAAAAUGCGCUCAUCAAGCGACUGAAAGGGGCUCUCAUGUUGGAAAACCUACAGAGAACCUCCACCUCUCACACAGGUCUGCAGCCCAACUCGCAGAUCGGGGAGGAGAUGAGCCAGAACAGCUUUAUCAAACAGUAUCUUGCCAAGCAGCAAGAGCUCCUUCGCCAAAGAAUGGAAAGGGAGGCACGGGAGGCAGCUGAGGCAGACGAUACAAACAGUCCUGCAGGCCCAGAGGAGGACGAACACACAGCUGCCAACGACAACAGUUCCUACACGCCAGACAAGCAUCACAUUGUAGCAUCUCGGUCAUCUGUACAUCGAACAGAAGACGGGGAAGGCGAACAGCUGGACGCUCACAGGCCAGAUGCUGGGACGGCCUCUGUAUCACAGAGCUCCCCAGAUGCCACCACUGGGAAGACCUGGUGCCCCUCAUUCUCCCAGGAGGAGACUGCCACUCCCUCCCCGCCUCGUGCAGUUGCCUCUCUCUCUGUGCGUGUAGUCGGUCAGCCAGAGCGACAGGGUGUGCCACUGGUUGUGCCUCGCCCACAAGAAAAAGAAGGCACUGCACCUGUUGAAGCGGGCCCUGCCCAUCCAGUGCCACAGCUCAGCCGAUCCGCUCGCGCACAAGACGAAAGCGACGAAGAGGAGGAUGACGAUGACGACGACAGCGAUGAGGAUGAUGACUGGGGUCCUUCGUCUCGCAGGAAAAAGAACGUCCGUGUUACUCCGCAGCGCUCGCGCCGCAAGCUUCAGCCUCCUCAACACAUUCCACCACAUCAUUCCCCACUACAGCUUCGUCAGCCCACACCUCCACCAUCUCCGCCUCCAGAGCUUUCCUUCCCUCUGCCUGACACUCCCAAACAGAGUCCUCCAGACCAGGAUGAGCCGGAAGCACCAGUGGAUAAUUCUGUCUCAUCUUCACCUUCCCCACAGAGACAAGAAUCAAGUUCUAGCUCCAGAUCUAGCAGCCCUGAGCCGCCUCCGAAGCGCAGGCCCGGACCACUCAGCCUGCUAGUGCGCAAGAUGGAGUCUGAGGGAGCAUUUGAUGCUGCGAAGAAAAAGGAAGAGGAGGAAGAUGCAGCAGCAGAGGAGCAGGUAGAGGCUGGAACAGGAAUGGUUCUGCACACUAAAGAAGCAACUGUUAAUGAUAGCUGCGAUGCUGAGAUGACUCCUGAUGUGCAAGCUUCGCCUGAGAAGGCACUGCCUGAAGUUAGUGAGUCAGUACCAACAAUGCCUUCUGCUGCUGAAAGUAGCCCUCAAGAAAUAGUAAAGGAAAAAGAGGCUAAGCAGGAGCUGAAAGAAAGACCAACGCUAGACGAAAAAGAAAAGCAGGAUAAAGAAAAAGAGCUAGAGAAAUCAACAGAGAGCGCUCAUUCAUCAUUAAAACGCGAGCGGGAGGCAUCAACGUCCCACGACUCUACCAGCUUCCAUCAUACUUCACCCACCACCUCCACACCUGGUGUUGCCAAGCGAAAACGGAUCUUCUCUGAAGUUCCCCCACCCGAAUGGCUCUUGUCUCCUUCCAAACCUGAGCAGGUGUCUGUCCUCAGGGCAGGACCUCAUCAUGCCAGUGCAGAUAUCGAUAUGGAAGCUGAAGCUUCUCCUUUGGUUUUACUUAAGGAGCAGAAUAAAGAAGAAAAUAAAGAAACUAAGAUGGCAUCUCAACAGGCGUCAGAUGAAAUGGAGGUAGGAACAGAAAAAUUGGCAACUUCACAGGGAUCUGAGAAAGCUGAAGAAAAGAAGGCAGAAAUAGAGCAUGUGGAAUCUUCGUUGGCAUCUGAAGCCACAAUAGAAAAGCAGGCAGAGAGUGAAAAGGUGGCACUUUCACAGGCUUUCACAUCAGAAACAGAAAAGACAAAAGAAAUUGCAUCAGUAACUGAAGACUUGGCAUCUUCACCCGAACUUGCUUCUCCACAGACACCUGAAGCUGCAGAAAAAAUGAAAACAAUCAUGGCAGUAUCCAGACCCACAGAGGUAAUGGAACAAGCAACAGAGAAGGUAGCUCAAGAAUCAGAUGCUAAAACAGAGGAGGUGGCACCUCAAGCCACAGAAGUGAUGAAGCCUAUAACUGAGACACCAGCAUGUCCCCAGGCAUCUGAAGCAGCAGUAGAAUCACAUGAGGGAGAAACAGAAAAACAGGCGUCUGUGCUACUAUCUAACGCUACAGAAGAAAUCAAAGAGAAACUGGCAUCCCCGCAGGCAUCUGAGGCGGCACUAGAAAUGGAUUCAGCAACAAAGCUGCCAUCUCCAGAGAAGUCUAAAGCAGCAGAGGAAAUUGAGGCAGUGACAGAGAAGCCAAAAUGCCCAGAUGCAUCUGAAGCAGAAACCGAAAAGGUGGCAUCUUCACAGUCAUCUAAAGGGGCAGAGGAAAUAGAAGAACCAGAGCAGGUGGCAUCUGCACAAGCGUCAGAGGCAGCAGAAGAAAUGAAGAAGGCAGAAACGAAGCAGCUUGCAUCCCCACCGUCAUCCCAAGCAGCAGAGGAAAUAAAAGAGAAAGAGGCAGAAAAGCCUGGAUCCCCACAGGCAGCCGAAGCCCCGGAACCAAUGGAAGACGAAGCAGAGACGGCGUCUGAGUCGAGACAAGAGAUGCAGAAAGCAGAGAUGCCUGAGAAGCCCGCAUCUCAACAUGCAGCCUCUGCAGAUGACGAAAUGCAGGAGGCAGACCCAGACAAUCGAGCAUCUCCGUGUCCAGUUGACGCAGAUGAAGAAAUGCAGGAGUCCGAGCCCGAGAAGCCAGUGUCUCGACCAGUGGCUGAGGAUUCUUCUGUGCCGCCUCGAUCUCCAUCAGGAGAAAAAGAGAAAUCAGAAAAAACAAAGGAGAAAUCCCGAAGGAGAAAAUCAUCUGAAUGGCGCUCAUCUUCCUCUAGCCAGUCUUCAUCCUCUGACUCAGAUUCAGAAUCCUCCUCUUCGUCCUCCUCCUCUUCCUCAUCAGCUAGUUCCUCAACCUCAUCAUCACGGGAGAAACCCAGCCCACCUAUUCAAAAGCAGGAUGAAGAGGAAAAACCAAGACGGACAGACAACACGGUCGAGGAGAAAAGAAAAACUUCCAGGGAAGUGAAGCAAGCCACAGUCGCAGAGCCCACAGCUCCUGUCUCUAUGGAGCUCCAGGAACAGCCCGAGUCUGAGAGUGCACUCGCACAUCCUGCCUCACAGGAGGCACCAGAGACCAGCGAGUCGCGCACUGAUGAGAUCACCACUCCAAAAGUGAUUGCCGCUCGCAAGAUUUCACUCAUUACUUCUAAGUCAGAUGGAGCUUCAGUGGAGGCAGAGUCUGGAAGUGGAGCUGGCAGAAAGAGGAGGUGGGGAUCAAGUACAGCAGUCACUGCUAAGAAACCCUCAAUCAGCAUCACUACAGAAUCUCUUAAGUCUCUGAUCCCAGACCUCAAGCCGCUGCAGGAGGCCGUGGUGGACCUUCACCCAGAUGAAGGCCGUUUCUCUGGGGAUGAAGAAUCAACCCAGCAGAGUGAGCGCAACGAGGACCAAGGGCUCCAAAUCAGACGCACUGUAACGCAGGUUGUUCCAUCGGAGGGACAGGAGAACGGACAAAAAGAAAAAGAGGAGGAGGAAGAGGAGGAGGAGGAGCCGAUGGAAGAGAAAGAGAAGCCCCUAAGAAAACAGAGGAGGGAAAGCUCAUCAGAAGUUGCUAUGGAAACACCGGAGGGAGACACCAAGAAGGUGACCCCCAAUGAUUCUGUGGUGAGACGCUCUAUCAGUCAGCAGAAGGUCGCUGUGUCCAUCACCAUAGAUGACCCAGUGCGAACAGGCCGCCAGCUCUCACCUCCUCGUGGCAAAACAUCCAACAUUAUCCACAUCUGCAACCUGGUUCGGCCUUUUACUUUAGGUCAGCUGAAGGAGCUGUUGAAUCGGACCGGGUCCGUGGUGGAGGAGGGUUUUUGGAUUGAUAAAAUCAAAUCUCACUGCUAUGUCACUUACUCCAGUACAGAGGAGGCAGUAGCUACUCGUGAAGCUCUGCAUGGUGUCAAGUGGCCCUCCAGCAAUCCCAAAGUGCUUCGAGUGGACUUCUGUGAAAAGGAUGAGCUGGACUUCCAUAAAGGCCUGCUGACUGGCGAGGGCCCACGAGCCCCUCCAGCUGCAACCCGCCCUGCUGCCCCUCCCCCUCUCUUGCCCCCAACUCGUGAGAGAGAGCGGGAAAAGGAGAGAGAAGGUGGCGCGACAGGAGUCAAAGAUCAGUGGGCUGAGAGGGAACGAGAGAUGGAGCGUAGAGAAAGAGCACGUUCAGAGCGAGAGUGGGAUAGGGACAAAGUACGCGACUUCAACAGAGACGAACGGGACGCAGCCAAGAGGUCACGGUCGCGUGAGAAGGACAGGAGACGAAAGGAGCGAGGCAAGAGUAAGGAAAAGAAGUCUGAGAAAAAAGACAAACCAGAGGAGCCUCCUGCCAAAUUGCUGGAUGACCUGUUCCGUAAAACUAAAGCUGCUCCCUGUAUAUACUGGCUACCACUUACUGAGGAACAGGCAACUAAAAGGAACCAGGAGCGAGCUGAGCGGUUGAAGGAGCGAGAGAAGAUCAGAAAGGAACUGGAGGAGGAGGAGAAAAAGAGGGAGGAGGAGAGGAAGGAGCGUGCACGAGGACGAGAGCGAGACGCCGCGAACCCUGCGAGCGGAGGUGGUGGAAGCUCGAGUCGGCCCUCAGAGGGAGAGAAGGACAAAGAGAGGGAGCGGGACCGGGCUAGAGAGAAGGAGGGCGAGAGGAGGAGAGACAGCAACAGAGGCCGAGGUGGAGACUCCAGACCUACGGGGGGCAGCAGGCGCUCACGGAGCCACAGCAACCCCUCCAGGGACAGACGGCGCUGAGUGUGUGUGGUUGUGCGUGCGUGCGUGUGUGUUUGAGAGAGAUAUAACAUCAGUCAGAUGCCCUUUCCUGCUCACACAGGCCCAAAUAUGAUAAAGAAGUUCUGGUCCUGAAAAAAUUCCCACUUUAUAUGGUAGCAUCACACAUGCAGUCUGUCAUCUGCUGUACAGCUGCCUUCUUUUGGAGGCUUCCAUCAGUUUUUUUCCCCUUAAAAAAAAAAAAAAAAAAAGCAUUUUUUGUUGUAGAAAUUGAUGUUUGGCGGUUGUGUACAGGUUUUCUGUUUUUCAACUGGUUUGGCUUGUAAGAGGUUAAUUUCCUCAGUCACACCUUAACGUUGGUGACUAUAUCGUCAAGCUUAACCAAAUCAUUUAUUUCUUUUUUUUAUUUAUAAAAUCAAGAUAAAGCCGGCUUUGCAGGAAGGCAGUUUUGUUUCUCAAGAAUUCUCCCUUUAGUCAUUUGGCAACUUAAAGGUAAUUUAUUUUUGCUGACCAGCGUCCCCCUAAGCAGUGUGUUUUGGCCGUCAAGCUGAGCCAAAAGUGCUGCGUGUUUGGGCUGUGGCCUCUCGAACCCUUCAGACCCCGCUGCACUAAGUGGCUGACUACUACACCAUGUAUCUGCAGAAAGGUCCUGUUAUGAAGGAAAACAGGUGUCAGGUUAACGUCUCAUCUCUCCCUGUCCUGUUGCCUUCAUGGUCGCGUCCCUCUCUUUUUUCUUCUGUUGGACUUUGUAGUCCUCACAGUUCUUUAGUGUUGUGCUCUGUGAUUCAUAUAAGGGAGAAAUCUAACCGUUAUAGACCAGAGAGGAACAAUACACAUUUUAACAAUGUUUUAACUUUUGUUUUAGUUUGGAAAAAAAAGAAAAGAUUCAUAUUUGCUUUUUGAUUAUUUUUUGAGUAUGCAGAAUGUACAAAGAAUAAAACAAUGACAAUGAA